Messenger RNA from Trichechus manatus latirostris (Florida manatee), 3698 nucleotides. RefSeq names its product zinc finger protein 883-like. The transcript has 5 exons. Gene Ontology annotation, biological process: regulation of transcription by RNA polymerase II. Gene Ontology annotation, molecular function: RNA polymerase II cis-regulatory region sequence-specific DNA binding; DNA-binding transcription repressor activity, RNA polymerase II-specific. Lineage: Eukaryota; Metazoa; Chordata; Mammalia; Sirenia; Trichechidae. Gene Ontology annotation, cellular component: nucleoplasm. The record is from RefSeq and is a predicted model, not a curated record. Bases 84 to 2285 code for a protein of 733 amino acids.
CUGUUGAGGAUGUGGCUGUGCACUUUACUCAGGAAGAGUGGGCAUUGCUGGAUCUUCCUCAGAGGCAGCUCUACAGAGAUGUGAUGAUGGAAAUCUUCAGAAGCCUCGCCUCAGUAGCUUCUCGAAAACUUAUUGAUGGAGAAAAGCUAUCCACUGAACAUAUGAUAGUACGAUUCAUGAAAAAUGACACCUGGUCCUCGAUGGUAGGAGAAGUCUGCCAGUUGCAUGGUACUGAAGAUCAGGAUAACAACCAGAAAACACAUGUGAGCAUGCUGCCUAUUUUUAAUGAAAGGCAUUUGUUAGAGAACCUCGGUGAAAGUAAUGAAAACAAUCAGAUCUUCAGCCAGAUUCCAAAUCUUUCUGUGCUAAGAAGAACUCCUGUGGAAGCAUAUCCUGUGGAAUGCCUCGAGUGUGGAAAAUCCUUGAUGAGUCAUUCACCACUUAAGCAUCAUAUGAAAUCUCUCUCUGGAUGCACUGCCUAUCAGUAUAAGGAAUGCAGACAAGCCUGUAGUCCCUCUUACAUCAGCACUGCUGUGGGAACUGUUACUGGAGAGAAAUCCUAUGAAUGUAAGGAAUGCGGCAAAAGUUUUUGUCCUUCAAACCUCACUAUACAUAAGACAAUUUACAGUGGAGAGAAGCUUUAUGUAUGUAAGGAAUGUGGGAAGGCCUCUCAGUCCUCAAACCUCACUGCACAUAUAAGAACUCAUAGUGGAGACAAGCCUUAUGUAUGUAAGGAAUGUAGGAAAGCCUUUUGUCAUUUGUCAAACCUCACUGCACAUAUGAGAAUUCACAUUGCAGAGAGGCUUUACGAAUGUAAGGAAUGUGGCAAAGCCUUUCGUCACUGCUCAGGCCUCACUUCACAUGUAAGAACUCACAGUGGUGAGAGGCCUUACGAUUGUAAGGAAUGCGGCAAAGCCUUUAGUCGGUCUUCAUACCUCAGUGCACAUAUGAGAACUCACUGUAGAGAAAGACCUUAUAAAUGUAUGGAAUGUGGCAAAACCUUUUGUUACUCUUCAGAGCACACUAUUCAUAUGAGAACUCACAGUGGUGAGAGACCUUAUGAAUGUAAGGAAUGUGGCAAAGCCUUUAGUCGGUCUUCACACCUCACUUCACAUGUAAGAACUCACAGUGGUGAGAGACCUUAUGAAUGUAAGGAAUGUGGCAAAGACUUUAGUCAGUCUUCAUACCUCACUUCACAUAUAAGAUGUCACAGUGAUGAAAGGCCUUAUGAAUGUAAGGAAUGUGGCAAAGCCUUUAGUCGGUUCUCAUACCUUACUAGACACCUAAGAACUCACAGUGGUGAGAGGCCUUAUGAAUGUAAGGAAUGUGGCAAAGCCUUUAGUGAGUCCUCACACCUUACUAGACACGUAAGAACUCACAGUGGUAAGAGGCCUUAUGAAUGUAAGGAAUGUGGCAAAGCCUUUAGUGAGUCCUCAUACCUCACUUCACAUGUAAGAACUCACGGUGAGAGGCCUUAUGAAUGUAAGGAAUGUGGCAAAGCCUUUAGUCGGUCCUCAUACCUCAGUGCACAUAUGAGAACUCACUGUGGAGAAGGACCUUAUAAAUGUAUGGAAUGUGGCAAAACCUUUUGUUACUCUUCAAAGCACACUAUUCAUAUGACAACUCACAGUGAUGAGAGGCCUUAUGAAUGUAAGGAAUGUGGCAAAGCCUUUAGUCGGUCUUCAUACCUCACUUCACAUGUAAGAACUCACAGUGGUGAGAAACCUUAUGAAUGUAAGGAAUGUGGCAAAGCUUUUAGUUGGUCCUCAAACCUUACUACACAUAUAAGAACUCACAGUGGUGAGAGACCUUAUGAAUGUAAGGAAUGUGGCAAAGCCUUUAGUCGGUCCUCAUACCUCACUUCACAUGUGAGAACUCACAGUGGUGAGAGGCCUUAUGAAUGUAAGAAAUGUGGUAAAGCCUUUAGUCGGUCCUCAUACCUCAGUGCACAUAUGAAAACUCACAGUGGUGAGAGGCCUUAUGAAUGUAAGGAAUGCAGCAAAGCCUUUCGUCAGUCCUCACACCUGACUAGACAUAUAAGAAUUCACAUUGGAGAGAGGCUUUAUAAAUAUAAAGAAUGUGGGAAAGCAUUUAGUUAUUUGUCUUCCAACAAUGAAUACAUAAGAUGUCACUCCAGAGAGAAACAUUUUGAAUAUACAGAAUGUGGGAGAUUCUGUUGUGAUUCCUCAAACCCCAAUAAUCAUAUAAAAAUUAAUGGGUUAGGUUUUAUAAAUGUAAGGAGUUUAUUCAUGUAUGUGAAUUAUGAUGAAACAACCAAUGCUUAAUUGCAGACAUUCACUUCACCCUUUAAGCUCCUACAAAUAAGGUCAGUUUCCUACCAGAACAACCCAGAUCUUCAUUGUCUCACAACAAAUGAAUAUUUCUCCAGUUGUGCAUAAAUUAUCUAUUAUGGUUGUUGAGUUUUUUGAAGUUAGGAUCCAAACCACAUUUCCACAUUGCCUUUUUAUUUCUAUAUGUGAUUAAUCUGUCUUACACAGAACAGUCUUCUACUUUUCUGAAAAAUGUUAAAAUGUUUAGCAUUGUGAUACAGUCAAAACUUGUGACAGCUGAAACCUGUGUAAAUCAGAAACCUGUCAGAGAAGAAAAUGGGGUGUUUAUGAUGUAGGAUUCUUAAUAGCAAAAGAAAAGUGCUAAGCACCCAGUCAGAGGUGGAAAAAUGCAAGACCUGGUAAAAUGAGGCACUCCGAUCACUUUCCAGCUCUCAUAGGUUUUAUGGUAUUUGUUUCAUUAUGAUUUUGUUCAGUCUUCUGAAGUUUUUGUAACAGACGUUGAGUCUUGCAUAGUUCUAAUAGAAAUAUAAUGCACAUCAAAGACGUAAUCUAAAAUAUUUUAAUAGGUGUAUUAGAUGUGUAAAAAUGUAAAUGAAAUGUUUAAUAAGAAUCUUACGUGUAUACGUCCAUUUAUUGUCAAGGUAAAAAUUAUAAAUGAUAUUAACUAAUCAGUAUAAAUUUCUUUGAGAGAUUUUACAUUUCCUUUUUUUACCACAUUUUCCAGAAUCCAGAAGCAGCACGUUUCAUAAAUUUUAUUUUUGAAAAGUAGGUUCACAAUUCCAGGUUACUCCCAGCAUACUUUUCCAAUAAUUGAAUGUAGUUUAUUAUAUAUAAAUUAAUAUGAAAGUGUAUACAGUUUCUUAGUUUCACAAACCUCAUAGAUUAUUGACAGCCUUAUUAGUGUUUGAAUGCAAAAGAAGUCCCUGGAUCGCUUUGUACUUUCCUGUUCCAGAUCUGGAAUCAACCCUUUCUCCCCAAGCCUCUGGUUCCUUUUAAAAACCAAGGUGUGUGCAAUACAUGUGCUCGGUGAUAAAACAUGUUAACAGCGACUGAUUUUUGUCUUGGCCUUUUAGUUACCAUGUAAAAUACAUAAUUUCUUACAUCAUAAAUUCAUGUUCUUAUUCCUAAUACAAAUUUAAGGCUGUGUAUAUAUAUAUAUGUAUAUAUAUAUAUACAUAUACACACACGUGUAUGUAUACAGAUAUUUAUAAAUAUACAAGAAAUGGUGCUAGAGAAUGUUAAAUAGGCAAACUAGACUUUAUUCAGCCUGUUGUGAUAGGAAAGACACUUCAGCAUAAGUCUGAGUUCAACUCCAAAGGGUAAGGUAUGGCAGGAAGUUUUUUAUGAUUUCUGGGUAUCAUGAGGCACUGGAAGCUUAUUAAUUUCAAGGUGGCAAGCAAAAAUACA